This is a messenger RNA of Caenorhabditis briggsae, 720 nucleotides long. Lineage: Eukaryota; Metazoa; Nematoda; Chromadorea; Rhabditida; Rhabditidae. Bases 1 to 720 code for a protein of 239 amino acids. The record is from RefSeq and is a predicted model, not a curated record. The transcript is spliced from 2 exons.
AUGAACAUUUCCCUAUUGAUCGUCACUGCUUUCUUUGUUUCUUUCGCUGUCUCUAAGCCAAUGGAAAAGCCAAUGGAGAAGCCUGCAUCUUCUGAUGACUUCGACCUUGAUCUCUUCUUGGGCUCAAUGGGUGAUGGACACUUUGCCAAUGUCGACAUGGAUGGAGUAGAAACAAUGGCUCCAAAGAAGACUGAGAAGCUUCCAGGACAAAAGAAAAUGAAGCCAGAAUUUCAACAACCAGAAGGAAUCGCUCCAGAAUUCACCGGUGGAUUCAUCUCCUCUGACUCUGAAGAUGCCGCUGUCAUGGCUGCUGAGCCAUCCACCCAAAGAACAGAUGAAAUUGUUGAAUCUGCUGAAUCCUCUGAUUCUUCUGAUGUCGACUAUUUCGGAGAAGCGUCCGCCUCUGCUCCAGUUGCCAAUCCAGCGUUGACCUACCUAGCCGGAGCCAACUUCGACAAUGUCUCCCAACCAUCGUGCCAAAUGCUCGGAUGCACCGGACCAAUUCCAAAUGACGGUUCCUAUGCUGCCAUGUCUGCUUCUCUUGAAAACAAGGCCUGCAAUCAAAUCUUUGUUCCAAUGAAUGGGUGCACCGACAACAAGGGAUACCCAAUGGGAAUGCUCUGCUCCGUAUGCUGUGAUUGCACCAACCCAUUCGUUCAAGAAAUGAAAAAGACGUUCGGAUACAAAGCUAAUGUGGACACAUCCGUCUUCUCUUCCUAG